CUAAAACUGAAAAAAAAUCUGUGAUCUGUGUUAAAUUUAAAAAAAAUCGGUGAAAAAUAACAAAAUUUUCAAAAACCUGUGAAACUGUGAAAUUUUAGUCAAAAUUCCAGAAACCUGUCAUCUGUAAACAAGAAUCUGUCAUCAAAAAUUUAAAAAAAGCAACCGCAUUACAAAAAAAAAACUGUGAAUAUGGUAACCCUGGUGCACGAUAGAAGAAUGUCAAGUGAGCACUGCGAAUCGAAUCCAGUGUUUAGUGCUACAAACAAUAACUUAGUUUGAAAUGGAAUCAAAAGGCGUUGAAAGUUUCUGGGCCGUGGUGAAUUUAGCAAGAACUUUGAGGCGUGAAUAUAUGUUUAUAGCUAAUGAACAAACAAACGUUCUUAACUUACAUGAAACAUAUGAGCGAAAUAUGUGCAAAACUCUACAGAUUGCUUGGAUUUGUGCGAAUCGACGACAAAUAAUAAAUAAUCUCAUCACAGCGAAUCCAGAAUUUGGACCGUCAUUAUCAUGCCAACAAACGAAUAAGUUGGAAAACGUACAAUUCUUAGAUGUUCGUCAAAGUAACACUAUCAAAUACCUUGAUACGUCGAACAUCACUGAUUUUAUAGUAUUUUUACACGAUUCACCGCAUAUUUUAGCGCAUUGUAUAUCAUUAGCGGAGUCCCGGGAUACUCCAGUAAGCCAGAUAGAUAUUGUCAUAGGAUUCAUUGUGAACGGAUUGUAUGGAAGCGCAAUUCAUUCAAGAGAUGCAAAGAUGAUAAUCAAGUUACUUCAAGUACUAAUUGAAACACAAAUCGUUGUAAGCGACAAUCCUCGAAGACUGCUAUGUGCAGGGUCAUCUGCGUUCACUCGGUUGUUUCAAAGGUACCACGAAACUUCAUUUGCAGCAAAAUUAUUUUUGAAAACUGUUUUGUUUGAACCAAUCAUGACUGUUCUUAUGCAAGACGAAUGGAAGCUAGAAAUAGAUCCACAAAAAAUUAUUUAUGCACAAAGUACAAUAGAAAAUGUAAAUUUUUUUGGAGAAGAAGCAUCCAGCGAAUACUUAGAUAACUUGCAAAGUCAUAAACAAAAAAUGAUAGAUCGGUUAUUCUCACACGUAUCACGAUUUUUAAAAUCGUUAAGCGAAAACUGGUGUCUGCUGCCAUCAACGAUACGCUGGAUGUUACAAUCCAUAUACCAUUUUCUAACGCGAGCUAAAAUAUCAAAAAAAGAGGUCAAUAUAAUUCUUACUGAUAUGAUAUUUACGAAUUUCAUUUGCCCAGCGAUGGUGAAUCCCAAUAUAUACGGAAUAAUCGAUGCUGCAAUAUCUGAUAAUACUCGUUAUAACCUUAUGUUAAUUGGACAUAUUCUUCAAACAUUAGCGUUGAAUGAUUACCACUCCGUAGAAGAUCAACUGCAGGGCUUUUUACGAAAGUUUGAUAGGAAUUGUAUUAGUAAUUUAAUGAAUCAACUUCUGCAAGGAGAAUUCUCUGGAAGUUGUGAAUACAGAGCAACGAUAGAUCACCACAUCACAAAUAAAGUAGUGCUAGCAACCAUUAAUGAGCUGGCAUCUAUUACUGAUCUUCUUGCAACUGCACUUGAACUAGAUACUUUGGAAAUAAAGUCAGAAGAAAGACGAAAAAUUAUGCUAAUGUUGGAACAGUUACCUGAUUUUACAGAAUCAAUUUCAGGAAAUGUGAAUUUUUCAACUGAUUCAAUUUCUCCGAAAACCGAUGAAAAAUCUAAAAGCAAGCUCAGAGAGCGUAUGCAGAGGACUAGAACUAUAAGCAAUCAUCCGCUCCAAAAUAACAAUCAAAAUGAUUUUGAAACUGUAUUUAUGAUCCCAUUGACUUCAACUGAAAAUGGAAAGAUAUUAACCGAAGAAGAGUUACUAAACAACAUAUCUAUUGAAAUUUCAGAUAAAGACAUAAGCCAACCUUAUAUUGAGCAAAAAAGUACCCAAAAUAAUUCAAGAAAAUUAACCAUCGAUAAACGUAAAUCUUUUUCACUACCUCAUGACGAUGCGUCAGGCAACACGUCCGAUAAUUUAGAGGCAGUUAGUGAAGCUCAUAGCAAUCAUUCAGUAGCUAGCUCAUUAGAGUUGGAAGAAGCGGAUCAAAAUGAUAAUGACAAUUUAUCGGAUAUGAUAUCAGCCAACGUAUCUGGAAGAGGAACGCCAAACAUUUCUGGGCGAGAUACUCCAUCAUCGCAAAUAACAGAAGGAGGAGAGGUUCAGCAAUUCGCUAUACCACAGAUGUCGAAAAUAUCAAAUAAAACUCGUUCGGAUAUCGAAGAUAAAUUUUGCAAAUUUGAAAUUAAGAAACUGAUUGAAGGUGAUGAAACAAUUUCAAUUAUUUCGGAUACAUGGAGCACGGAUGUUCUUGCAUCAGAUUCUGAAGCUAUAGAAGCAAGCGAAAGACAUUUCUCAACUCCUCUAAUCCAUACAACUCUCAUACCAGGUGAUCAUAAUUUGAAUCCGUUAGCGAGCUCGUUUGGUCAAUUACGUAUUACUAGUAUUGAUUCAGAAACCCAAUCUGAAUCAGCGUGGAGCACGGAUGCAAUAAUGGAUACGGAAGAUGUUCAAAACCAUACCGCACGUUCUGAAUCCGAUUCAGUGGUUCGAGAGCGCGAAGUGCCAACGAACAAUUUGCUAUAUUUAACAAAAGCUUCGGGCAUACGUUGUACUUCGUCUGAUGCUGUCUUAUUUCAGCAAUAUCAAGUGGAAACUAGCCAGAAUUCAUCUAACCAGCUUGUUACGGCGAGCAACAUUUCAUCAAAUAGUGAAAAUAUACAUAAUGCACGUUGUCUGCAGCCGUCAGCUCGACAAAAUUCAACAGACAGUUAUAACUCUAACAGUGGUUCGGAGAGCAAAGCACGAUUGAGUAGUAGCGAUACCAACGAGAAUAACAUUCAAAUGCAUUGUAUCGAAAAAACGGGCUAUCAAAAAUGCCAUGCAGGUAAAGAUAGAAAUGACAACACUGCCAAAUGCAUUGAUCAUAGAAAAUUGGAAGAUUUAAUGGGUAGGAUUAGACCUUGUAAUAGAACUACCGGGAAUCCAUUUGAAAAUUCGGCUGAAUUCGACUUUUCACCAACCAAUAAUAGUAUAAAUAGCUAUUCAAGCAACAGUUCAACUCACCAGAGUAACACGGAUCAUCUUACUAACGUCGACGAUGAAAUAACCGUGGAACAUCGAAGACUGUCUUCGGAACAACGCAAUGCGAAAUUCGAUUCUAGGCGCAAUGGAAUGAUUGAUGUAGGUAAUUUCUCCAAUUCAUUCAGUUUUACUGAUGAUUAUUUGAAUAGAGAAACGCAAUUAAUGUCAUCCAAUAAUAUAAUGGACCAACCGACGAAUCCAAUAAGUACUGGCACUUCGAUGGUGAGUACAGUUAGUAUUUCAAUAGGGGAAGUGCGUCUACGAAGUUAUCAUAGAAAGCAAUUUUUUUAAUAUCAUUCGGGUAACACAGUUUUUUUUAAGUGGCAAUUCAUUAAUUGUGUAUCGCAUUGAAGGA
This is a messenger RNA of Topomyia yanbarensis, 3488 nucleotides long. RefSeq names its product receptor-mediated endocytosis protein 6 homolog. The record is from RefSeq and is a predicted model, not a curated record. NCBI's taxonomy places the organism in Eukaryota, Metazoa, Arthropoda, Insecta, Diptera, Culicidae. Gene Ontology annotation, biological process: regulation of GTPase activity. The coding region runs from base 281 to 3424 and encodes 1047 amino acids. The transcript has 2 exons.